This is a messenger RNA of Acanthochromis polyacanthus (spiny chromis), 4039 nucleotides long. It is a transcript of the gene slc35e3, whose product is annotated as solute carrier family 35 member E3. The record is from RefSeq and is a predicted model, not a curated record. Gene Ontology annotation, cellular component: Golgi apparatus. Lineage: Eukaryota; Metazoa; Chordata; Actinopteri; Pomacentridae. The coding region runs from base 350 to 1285 and encodes 311 amino acids. The transcript has 8 exons. Gene Ontology annotation, molecular function: nucleotide-sugar transmembrane transporter activity; antiporter activity.
ACCCUCCGGUCCGUUAGCUGCCGCUGUUGCUCCAAACGUUCCCGUUAAACGGCGUUAAAUACGGAGGAAACAGGAACAUACGGGCGGUUUGAAGCCACCACAAGUCACGGCUGUACUCGGCACGAAAAUCACGGAGGAAAUUCCUCCGGUACAGCGGCGGAGAUUCUCUCACAGCACAGGCCGGGCUAGAGCUCUACAGCCGGGGUUAGACACUCGCUCAGAGACCGGUAGCCGACGGAGGUUUGUUCGGGCGGAGGGAGCCAGAAAGAUGGAGACCCCAGCGUGAACAGCUCAGUUAAGUCUAUAAAAGCUCAACUGGAGUAAGUCAAGCAGGGAAACUUCCAGAAUCAUGGCUGAAGGACUAUUUUCAGCCAACAGGCGCAUUGUUGCCGGCAUGCUGGUCAACCUUUUUUCCUCCAUCUGCAUCGUCUUUAUUAACAAAUGGAUCUACGUGCGCUACGGCUUUCCCAACAUGACCCUGACCCUUGUUCACUUCGUGGUCACCUGGCUGGGACUCUACAUCUGCCAGAGGAUGGAUAUUUUUGCCCCAAAGAGCCUCCCGAUUCGCAAGAUUGUGUGGCUGGCGCUGAGCUUCUGUGGGUUUGUGGCCUUCACCAACCUGUCGCUGCAGAACAACUCAAUAGGAACAUACCAGCUGGCUAAAGCCAUGACCACGCCUGUCAUCAUCCUCAUCCAGACCACCUACUACAAGAAGACCUUCUCCACCAAGAUCAAACUGACCCUGGUUCCUAUAACACUAGGGGUGAUACUGAACUCAUACUAUGAUGUUCGGUUCAACGUGUUGGGGACUGUGUUUGCUACUCUCGGUGUUCUGGUCACAUCACUUUACCAAGUGUGGGUUGGAGCCAAACAACACGAGCUGCAGGUGAACUCCAUGCAGCUGCUCUACUACCAGGCUCCUCUGUCUUCAGCCUUCCUGCUCUGCAUCAUUCCUCUGUUUGAGCCGCUGACCGGAGACGGAGGAAUAUUUGGACCCUGGUCUCUGCCAGCUCUGGUGACGGUGUUGUUCUCAGGUGUGGUGGCGUUCCUGGUCAACCUGUCCAUCUACUUUAUCAUUGGAAACACCUCGGCUGUCACCUACAACAUGUUUGGUCAUUUUAAAUUCUGCAUCACUCUGACUGGUGGAUACCUGCUAUUCCAUGACCCGCUGUCACUCAACCAGGCAUUGGGGAUCCUCUGCACUCUGGCAGGAAUCUUGUCUUACACUCACUUCAAGCUGGUCGAACAGGAAGAAGGGAAGAGUCGACUGGCUCAGAGACCGUAGGCUGGUUUAUAAUCAGCCAGCUGUAUGGACUCCAACCACCGGCUGCAAAGACUCCUUUCUAAAUAUUUUAUAAAGUUUCAUACGAGUAUUUUUUUAGAAGAGGAAAGAAUUUCAUCGUGGUUAAAUGUGUUGAUGUGGCGGCACAUCUGCAGCUCUUCAUGCUCUUCCCAUGGUUCUUCAACAACACCGACGUUAACGUCUGAAGGGAAACUGAAGCUCAUCACACCAGCAGCUGGACCUUUUCAAAGAAACAAUUAAAGCAGAAAAACACAAUAACAAUCUGACAUUUCACAAGCAAGAGAUAAAAGAACACGCACAACUUUCUUCAGCUUUAACACAAACUGAUUCAAAUGCCGUCCCAGAAUUCACUGCUGCUGUUGGACGAGCAUCUGUACAUUCGGUGGGUGUUGUUACCUCGCGACCAAUCACAAGGAGGCUCCAGGUUUAUGUCACAGGGUUAAAGGACAAACACUGAACCUUCAUCUGCUGCUUUGAGAACAAAAAAUAAUAUCAGUGCUAUAAUGAUGAAAAUGUUUCUUGCGUUUGUUUCUGCUUUUUCAAAUGAGCUGUAGCUUUGGAAAAACAUCCACAUCUGUAACAGCAGAAGACAAUAGAUGAUCCUGCUGGAUUCAACUGUUCCUGGACUCUAAAUAUUCACAGAAUUUUUUCUAUUCAGUCCCAUCUACAAGGAAUUACUCAAAUUUUGCUUUAAAGUGAAAUUAAAAGGAUGUUUUUCCGAAAAAGUUUUAGCAACUUGCAGUAAUUUGCUUCUAACUUUGAAUAACUGCUGGACUGCACCAUUUGGAGAUGAAACCGUGGGCUGUCCAAAGGAAAAGAGAGGCACUGAAGCUAUUUACAUACCUCAGCUCUGACUUCAGGCCAAUUCAUGGUUUCUGCCUCCCUGUAUGCUGACUGAUGCUGACUGUGAACCUCGAUACCAGAUUCUACCACAUACUGACCACAGGAGGAUCUGUAAAUUUGUGCCGUUUGUUGGAUGUAGCAGCUGAUUACCUUUUAGACGGAAGCACUGUGUCGAUGUGAUUAAUCCUGGACAUAGUUAGCACACGAUAUCUGGAGAUUUUAGAACUUCCCACUGAGUUUCCGUCUUUCAACCCCAACAUCUGGCUGUGACUACUUCAAGUACAGUUGAUUUAAAGCUGAUUAUUAAAGUGUGAAUGAUGGAGAAUCCGUUCAAACAGCCUUUCUUCUAAACGAGCGUGCGUUUGGAGCUCCGUAUUGUUUUUCUUGCUCAUGUACAGUGGCAAAUUUUAGGCUUCACAUGGAUGAAAAGUGCAUCACAGGACGCAGAAAACAUGAAUUGGCCCUUUAGAAGCAUAAUCAAACUGUUAUCAAGCUGUUCCUAUAACUGAUUUCAACCUUCAACACUACAGUAUUUUCAGUUGUGAGCGUUUUUCCACGUAAAGACAAACACAAAGCUGAUAUCUUACACGUAGGGUGAUGGUUGAACGGUACGUCGGGUCUAUUUUUUCUUUGUUUACUUUCUCCAGAUUGUUUUUUUCCCCUCAGGAUGUCAUUUUUCUCAAUGAAGAGUAUUUAGAUGGAGAAAAAGUUCCCUCAGUCCAUUUAAGAGUUGCUGUCAUUGAACAGUCUGGAUGGCUUUCCUACUUCGUGCAAACACUUUAUACUCAAACCUAAAGGUUCUCUGUGCAUCCAUGAAACUUGGCAUUAUUUUAGACCUCUCAUAGCUCUGUAAAGUUGAACUCAAUACGAAUGAUUUGUGUAAAUUGACUACACAUUUGGACAGAUUUCACUGCAAAAUGUUGCCGUUUCAGAUGCGACUGAUGAUUUAAACAUAACCGCUCCUUAAUAAAUCCAAUUGAUUCACUUUUUUUUUAAAUUGUCAGUCAUUAAGUUGAUUUUUCUUGUUUUAACCUGAGAAUUUCCAACCUGGUGCAUCAUUUUCUUGCUCAUAAUUUAUUAUUUGCAUUAGUUACCUGCCAGGAGGUCAUGUAAUCACCUGAGUUUGUUUGUCUGUUUGUUUGUCUGUUAACAGCAUAACUCAAAAAGUCAUGGACGAAUUUUCACCAAAUUUUUACAGGAUGUCCGGAAGAGCAAAAGUAACAAUCGAUUAGAUUUUGGAGGUGAUCCGGAUCACCGUCUGGAUCCAGGAUUGUUUUGAAGGAGUCUGUACAAUUGAGAGGGAUGGUUGCCAGGCCAUCUCUCAAUUGUACAGACAGAGGUCGCCGGAUCGAUCCAAGGCGACGGCCGAAUUCCGAGCGAGUCGGGACCGACGAAACGAAGCGGCGGCGACGUGUACGGUACCGUCACACGCGCGCGCAAGGCUACCGUUACGUGCGUGCGGCGGCGCCGCCGUCAAAACACUGUGCUGUUACACUGUACAUGCAUGUUAUGCUUUGUGCACAAACUGUUAAAACUAAAUUAAAUCCGUCCAUGACGUUUUGGGUUAUGCUGUUAACAGACAAACAAACUCCGAUUGGUCAUCUGUACAAUUGAGCGAUGGCCUGGCGGAGGUCUGCGCUCUCCGAGUGCUUUUCUAGCUUGUAUCUGUUUUGACAGGAUCUGGUGGAUUUUCUAGUUUACAGAUUUUUACAUAUUUUUUGUGUUUUUGUUUUGGGAGAAAACCUUUCAAAUACAUGUACCUCCAGGAUCCACCGUGUUGGUUGAGACGAACGUCAGCUCACGCGUUUAAGUCGACCAACCAUCCAUUGUGUAUUUAACAUCCAGAAAAAUAUACAGUUGGUGAAAUAAAAACUCCAGUCUUACAUGCCUACA